AUGGAUAGUCAACCAAUUGAACAAUCAAAGGCGACAUCUGCGAAUACUCAUUCUUUAUUAGGUAUUGAAUGGAACAUUUGGAGAGAUAUAGAACUUGGUGGGGGUUGUGGUGUUAGUGAUAGGCAUAAAAAGCCAACAAAUCCUAACGAUCACCGUGGUGUACUCACAACACUUUCAGUUUCAUCUCCUAGAUCUUGGAGUCGUAAUUUUGGUGCAUUGUGGAGAUCUACUUGGUAUUGGCUUCGAUCAUCUGAAAACAAUGCUCAAAUAUAUCCUCAUAGUGAUUCUAAAACUUCAUUGAAUUUUUUCGCAGAUUCUUCAGUCACUAUAUCUGAAAAAAAGCUGGAAAAAAGUCGUGUGAAAUUCGCUCGCCUUACUUAUACUCCGAUUUGUACAGGAUGUUCGAAAUGUUGGGAGAAGAAGUUAAUGAGUUAUAAAGAAUCUGGUGUCGAAGUAAAUGCAAAGAAAUCAUCAUCUCUAUUAGGAAGAAUAUUUGGUUUCUCACUAAGCAGUAAUAAUAACAAAUCAAAUAUUGAUGAAGUGAAAAGUAUAGAAAUUCAACAACAAAUCAAAGCUAAGAGUUCCAUAGACAAUCCUGCAUGUGGAGAACUAAAGGAAUUAGUCGUUGAAAAGGCUUCUGGAUUCACAAUCACUCCAGAAGGAGUAAGUCUGUGUAUGGCAGUAAAUUUAUGA
This is a messenger RNA of Schistosoma mattheei, 693 nucleotides long. NCBI's taxonomy places the organism in Eukaryota, Metazoa, Platyhelminthes, Trematoda, Strigeidida, Schistosomatidae. The record is from the annotation of a GenBank genome assembly.